ACUAAAUCCAAGAGCGUUGAAAAACAGGGACUAAAAUCUAGUCCCAGACGACCUCAGGGUAAGGGUCACUGGCGAGAAGAUUGCAAGAAGCCAUACAGGUCGAAGGCGGACAGACUCAAGUCGGAGGGCAAGAGCUUCUACUUUCAAGUGGGGUCGGCAGCGGGCUCGAGCGGGAGCACCUGGGCGAUCUUCGCCGAGGAGCUGGCCGAGGCGAUCGCCUUGGUGACGGCUAGCAGGUCAGACUCAUUUUCGGGAGUGACGCUGAGGUCGAUGGCAGACCAGGCUCUGGUAGACACGGCGGCGGCCCAGGCUUUGAUAGGCGUCCCGGACCUCAAGCAUCUCAAGUCGGCUUUCAAGGAGAAGGGCUUCAAGGUGCACGUUAGGUACCAGGACGAUCUUCCUUUCGCCAGCGGCGUCGGAGGGCGCGUCCGCCCGGUCGCCAAAGCUUUCGUUCCAGUAUCAUUUCACGGCUGUGGGGUAUUGGAAUUUCUCGUGUUGCCGCAUCCUUGUCCCCCCUUGUUGCCAGCAGGGUUCCUGGACUUCAUGUCGGCCAAGAUCGACCUAGCGGCCAACCAGAUGACGGUGGGAACGGAUGACGCCACCACGCUGGAUAUGACGAAGCUCCCAUCAGGCCACCGCACGAUCGGUCUGAUCGGCAAGUCCCCGUCAGAUUUCGUUCUCGACCCUGAUCUGGCCCAGAAGUUUCCGUCUUUUCGGAUCGGCUCGGAGAGCGCCUGGGCCACGAGCGUGUCGAGCGGCUCAGACAGGUGGGAGCGGGGCGGCAACAAGCUGAGGCUGGUGUUCACCAAGCCCCGGCGUGCCAUGCCAGUGAAGAAGGAUCUGAGUGAGUCUCCCGUUCCGUCGAGCUUUCUGGAAGACGAGAUGGUCACGACUUGCAGGUUCAAGAAUCCCGACGGGAUCUACGUCGAGCACAUCUUCGAGGGCUCGGUAUCCGACCUCGAGGACGAUGCAAAGCUCAUGCCGGACUACUGGGUCGGGCACGUGGAGUUUCAGGUGACGGCGCCGCCUGUGCAGGACAUCAGCAGCUGAGCGGUAUCCUGAGCGUCUGGUGGACGCGCUGAUUGAGGGCGUUGAGCGGACAGGUUUUGCCGUUCUGUCAGCUAGCGAGCCGGAGGCCCUCUCGUUUCCGGCCGCCGCUGCCCCAUGGGCAGACCCCC
Molecule: messenger RNA, 1178 nt
Organism: Prorocentrum cordatum
Lineage: Eukaryota; Dinophyceae; Prorocentrales; Prorocentraceae
Source: the annotation of a GenBank genome assembly